Sinocyclocheilus grahami is the source of this 1128-nucleotide messenger RNA. Its product is annotated as translation initiation factor IF-2-like. The record is from RefSeq and is a predicted model, not a curated record. NCBI's taxonomy places the organism in Eukaryota, Metazoa, Chordata, Actinopteri, Cypriniformes, Cyprinidae. The coding region runs from base 1 to 1050 and encodes 349 amino acids. The transcript has 4 exons.
AUGACGGUUCAUGUGGGUACUUCUAGGUACUUUGCAGUGUUUGAGUUGAAUUUGCGCUUCACUGUUUCUCUGGAUGUAAACUGGUCUCAGGCCAUUUCAGCUGAGGGAACGGCGAACAAUGGCAAAGCUGAUAAGUCAAAAAUUGCCCCAGCCAAAGCUGCUCCAGCUAAAGCCAAGCAAACUUCAAAGCCAAAAGCCAAACCUACUGCUGCGCGAAUCUUGAGCCCAAAGUUAAAACCUACUUUAGCUUCUAAAUUAGCACCUAAACCAAAAGCAACACCGGCCCCAAAGAAUGACAACAAAAAGAAGGCAAACAACAAUGGAAAAAAUAACGGUCAAGCUAAAGUAAAUGGGAAUGGGAAAGACAAUAAUGGUGAUGCUAAAGCUAAUGGUAAGGCUAAGGCUGGCAGCAAUGGCAAAGCCAAUAACAAUGGCAAUGGGAAGGCAGCUGUGGAGAAAAAAGCAAACGGAGAAGCUAAAGCUAAUGGCAAUGGUGCGAAAACAGCAAAGACUGAAAAGGCAGCAAUAGCAAAGAAAUCAGAAACAACUAAGAAGAAAGCAGAGACCAAACCACAACCAGCCAAAGACAAAACAAAAGCCAAUGCAUCACCUGCAAAGCCUAAAGCGGCCAAACCUGUGGUAGAAAAGGUUCCGACCAAAGUCACUAAAACUCAAAAACCUGUUGCUUUCAAACCCACCCUGCCUUUGCCUCUCCCUUCAAAGCCUAAGGUCUUGGAUGUCAAUAACAUCAAAUCAAUGUCCAAAAAUUUCCCACCCUUCGACAAGGCUGCUGUGAGUGGCACGACCAUGUCUUCUCCAGAAAUACCCAAGAAGAAACCCACCAAUGGUUAUCAACAGGACGUAGAUCCUGCUUACUCAGAGGCUGACCACACCCCCACAGAGACUGAUUAUUAUUACACAGUAGAAGAAGAAGCGAGCCCACAGCCAGAGAGUGAUCUGACUGGAUAUGAAGAAACCAUUAACCAGGUAACCCACACCCAUAGAAAUCUGAGAGACAUGGAGCUGAAAACAGUCUCUCCAUUACUCUAAAUCAUUACACUGGAGGUGAGACCAGCCUGUGUAUGUUUUAACUUAACAAUUAACCAUUCUGCAGCCACCUGUGCCAUG